Messenger RNA from Tachysurus vachellii, 8099 nucleotides. It is a transcript of the gene trip12, whose product is annotated as thyroid hormone receptor interactor 12. The record is from RefSeq and is a predicted model, not a curated record. NCBI's taxonomy places the organism in Eukaryota, Metazoa, Chordata, Actinopteri, Siluriformes, Bagridae. Gene Ontology annotation, molecular function: zinc ion binding; ubiquitin protein ligase activity. The transcript has 43 exons. The coding region runs from base 466 to 6687 and encodes 2073 amino acids. Gene Ontology annotation, cellular component: nuclear speck. Gene Ontology annotation, biological process: proteasome-mediated ubiquitin-dependent protein catabolic process; protein polyubiquitination; regulation of double-strand break repair.
UUAAACGGCUGAAAUAUUCAUCGGUGUUAAACAAGAAACCCACACGAGCGUGUACAGUGUUCAAGUUAUUUUGUCGUUAAAACCCAAAGCUAACCAGACUGCUAGCUCAUCGCGUUAGCUUUGCAUUAGUUUGUUUCCGUACUUAGCUUUAGCUUGCUUCGAGUCAGUCAAGGCUGCGCUCUAAUAUGCGCAGUGGCCUUCUAAACAGAACGCGGAAUCGUAUGCGCAAGUACGCACUAGCUCGGCCCUGUGAGUAGGGCACAGUUACACGUACUAGAGCACAGCCUUGAUCUUACACGCAUACACUUCCACCAGUGUGUGUUUAAUAUUAGGUUAGCCUGCUUAAACCACAUAGGCCAACCUCUUCAACAACGUUGUCGUUCUAGGCUGCCGGUUGGGGCAUUUGCACACGGCUGUGAAUGGUAGUGUCUAUAAAGGGUAUGUCCCUUCAGGAGAGAGGUGCCAAUGUCCAUCAGGAUUAAUCACACUGCAGGGGGGUCACUGCGCCGAUCACAGAGGAACACACUCGCCACCAGGUUGCAGUCAGAACAAACCAAACAAAAAACAAAUUCACCUCCUGAAAGUAAAAGAUCAUAUACUAAAGCUUCCAAAGCCCCGCCCACGCCUGCAGCUGGCUCCUCGCGUGGCCACGCCCCUCGACGAAACAGUCUCUCUCUCUCUUCACUAAGUAACCCUGCGUCCGACCCGGAUUCGGAGACAGCAGGAAGCUCAGGCCAACACGAGCAGCGCGAAGUCAGCAACAGCCGUGCUCUCAAACGUAGCUCUGCACCUGAUCACACCACCACCACCUACUCGCCCAGCCCGGCCAAGAGGCCCAAAGCUCCGCCCCUCGAGAGCUCAGAGCAGCCGGAACCUGCUGGCUCUACUGCUGACUCUGCACCUGAGCUCCCACCCUCAGCCAGGUCAAAAAAGCGACGUUUGGCAGCUGAGCAUCCUGCUAGCAGGACAUUAAACAGGAAGAGCGGCACGUGCCCAGCUCCUAGCACCUCCCACAAACGCAAAAAAACAGACACCCCAUUUAGUUCCUCUUCUUCCUCCUCGUUCUCUUCCUCUUCCUCGUUUUUAUCUGGCUCGAGCAGCGAGCAGACCAGCCGCUCAUCCAAACCCUCCAAACUGGCGUCCAAAUUGGCCGCCUCGGCCAAAUCCGUGACUGACUCCGCCUCUUCCUCCUCCGCUUCUUCUUCCUCCUUCACUUCCUCUUCCUCCUCCUCCUCUUCUGUGGUGGUCGCUGGUGCCAGCGGCUGUGCCCCGCCCUCGCAGGGCGCCCGGCUCAAGCAGGGUAAAGAUCAGAGCAAGUCUCGUCGUUCGCGCUCUGCCUCUUCGCCAUCUCCUCGCCGCAGCAGUCGUGAUAAAGAGCACAGCAAAUCCAGCACAGCUGCCUCUAAAUUCGAUUGGACGAGUCGCUUCAGUCCCAGAGUGAACUUACCGAAGCCCAGACUCGCCCUGCCCGGGUCCUCAAAACCCGAAACGCCAUCAGGGUCCAGCAAACCCGGCCCGAGCGGACUGCAGGCCAAACUCGCCAGUCUGAGAAAGUCCACUAAGAAGCGUAGUGAGUCUCCCCCUGCAGAACUCCCCAGUUUUAGGAGGAGCACACGACAAAAGACCACGGGCUCCUGCGCCAGCACCAGUCGGCGAGGUUCAGGUUUAGGGAAGCGUGGUGCAGCUGAAACUCGCCGACAGGACAAAAUGGCCGAAAACGACAACAAUCAGGAUGGAGCCAAUUCAUCACGCACAGAGGAAACGCCGCAGGGAGCAUCAGCAGCCUCCAGCUCAGUAGCCGGCGCUGUAGGGAUGACCACAUCCGGAGAGAGCGAAUCAGAUGACUCGGAAAUGGGCCGAUUGCAAGCUCUACUGGAGGCACGUGGUCUGCCCCCUCACCUUUUUGGUCCUCGUAUGUCCCAGCUAUUCCAUCGCACCAUUGGCACCGGAGCAAGUUCGAAAGCCCAGCAGCUGCUGCAGGGUCUGCAGGCUACAGGGGACGAGUCUCAGCAGCUGCAGGCAGCAAUAGAGAUGUGCCAGCUGCUGGUGAUGGGCAAUGAAGAGACACUGGGAGGAUUUCCUGUGAAGAGUGUCGUACCUGCUCUGAUCACACUGUUACAAAUGGAGCAUAACUUUGAUAUUAUGAAUCAUGCAUCUCGUGCUCUAACCUACAUGAUGGAAGCUCUGCCUCGCUCUUCUGCUGUAGUUGUAGACGCCAUUCCUGUCUUCCUGGAAAAGCUUCAGGUCAUCCAGUUUAUCGAUGUGGCCGAACAGGCUCUCACCGCACUGGAGAUGCUCUCACGAAGACAUAGCAAGGCCAUCCUGCAGGCCGGUGGGUUGGCUGACUGCUUGCUGUACCUGGAGUUUUUCAGUAUUAACGCUCAGAGGAAUGCAUUAGCCAUCGCCGCUAACUGCUGCCAGAGCAUCACACCCGACGAGUUCCACUUCGUAGCCGACUCGCUGCCUCUACUCACUCAGAGACUCACGCACCAGGAUAAAAAAUCAGUGGAGAGCACAUGUCUCUGUUUCGCCCGGCUGGUGGACAACUUUCAGCACGAAGAGAAUUUGUUGCAGCAGGUGGCAUCACGUGAUCUGCUCACGAACAUCCAGCAGCUUCUUGUGGUGACGCCGCCGGUGUUGAGUUCAGGGAUGUUCAUUAUGGUGGUGCGCAUGUUCUCCCUCAUGUGCUCCAACUGCCCCAACCUUGCUGUUCAGCUGAUGAAGCAGAAUAUCGCAGAGACAUUGCGUUUCCUGCUUUGUGGAGCAUCUAAUGGAAGCUGUCAGGAGCAAAUUGACCUUGUUCCCAGAAGUCCCCAGGAGCUCUAUGAGCUCACUUCCCUUAUCUGUGAGCUGAUGCCUUGCCUCCCCAGAGAGGGCAUUUUUGCUGUAGAUGCCAUGUUGAAAAAGGGCAGCGCACACACUACAGAGGCCGCAGUGUGGCAAUGGAGGGACGACCGAGGCUUGUGGCAUCCAUACAACCGUAUUGACAGUCGUAUCAUUGAGACGGCUCAUCAGAACGGCGAGGACGAGAUCAGCCUUUCGACGCUCGGACGAGUUUACACCAUCGACUUCAACUCUAUGCAGCAGAUCAACGAGGACACGGGAACGGCACGGGGAAUUCAGAGGAAACCAAAUCCCCUGAUCAACCCCAACACCGGUCAUGUGGAGGUGCGUGGUGAGGAUGCACGUGCAGAGCUGAUGCGGGAGGAGGCAGAGCUAGCCCGCUGCUUCAUUAAGACUCUGUUUGGUGUGCUGUAUGAAGUGUACAGCUCCUCGGCCGGACCCGCCGUCAGACACAAGUGCCUCAGAGCCAUCCUGCGCAUCAUCUACUUCUCCGACUCCGAGCUGCUCAAGGAUGUGCUGCGUAACCACGCCGUCUCCAGUCACAUAGCCUCUAUGCUGUCCAGUCAGGACCUGAAGAUUGUGGUUGGCUCUCUGCAGAUGGCAGAAAUCCUCAUGCAGAAACUACCUGAUGUGUUCAGUGUGUACUUCAGGAGAGAAGGUGUGAUGCACCAGGUGAAGAACCUGGCCGAGAGCGAGUCGUUCCUCCCCAGUCCGCCCAAGGCGUGCACUAGCGGCAUCACCGCGGCAACCACCACCAUCACUACGGCAACCACACCCGCCGCAUCCAGCAUCACACCGGAUUUGGGUUCACCGAGUUUCCAUAACAACAUGGAGGACUCGCUGGACCUCAGCCCACAGGGUCGUCUUAGUGAUGUUUUGAAGAGGAAGCGUCUCCCUCGCAGAGUACCACGGCGUCCCAAAUAUUCUCCACCCAGAGAUGAUGACAAAGUGGACAAUCAGGCUAAGAGUCCCACCACCACCGCUUCUCCCAAAUCGUCUUUCCUUGCAAGUCUUAACCCCAAAACCUGGGGAAAACUUGGUGCUCAAAACAAUAGCACUAACUCUGAGCCAUCUCGCACUGCCGGGGUCAGCGGCCUCGCACGCACAGCUAACAAAGACUCCGUGUCUAAUAACAGGGACAAGAUUAAGGCAUGGAUAAAAGAGCAGGCCAGCAAGUUUGUGGAGCGCUACUUCAAUUCAGAAAACGUGGACGGCAGCAACCCAGCACUAAAUGUUCUGCAGAGACUGUGUACUGCUACAGAGCAGCUCAGCCUGCAGGUUGACGGCGGUCUGGAGUGUUUAGUGGAGAUCUGCAGCAUUGUGUCCGAGUCAGAUGUGUCCUCAUUCGAGAUUCAGCACAGUGGCCUGGUGAAGCAGAUGCUGCUCUAUUUAACCUCCAACAGCGAGAGAGACAUUGUCAGCAGGGACGAGAGGAUCAAGAGAUUCCUGCACAUUUUCUACGGCAGUCCUGUUCCUGGGCAGGAGCCACUGUUCCGAUUGGAGCCAACAGAAAAUGGGUCGCUGCUGGCACUUGUGCACAAAAUGAACAGUUGCCUGAGUCAGAUGGAGCAGUUUCCUGUUAAAGUGCAUGAUUUUCCCAGUGGGAAUGGCAAUGGCAGCAGAGGUUCUCAAGCACUAAAAUUCUUCAACACACACCAGCUGAAGUGCCAGCUGCAGAGACACCCAGACUGCACCAACGUGAAGCAGUGGAAGGGGGGGCCUGUUAAAAUAGACCCUCUUGCUUUAGUGCAGGCCAUUGAGAGAUACCUUGUUGUUAGAGGAUACGGCCGAAUCAGAGAGGAGGAUGAGGACAGCGAUGACGAUGGAUCAGACGAUGAAAUCGAUGAGUCACUUGCGGCUCAGUUCCUGAAUUCUGGCAGCGUGCGCCACCGGCUGCAGUUCUACAUUGCUGAUCACCUGCUGCCCUACAACAUGACUGUGUACCAGGCGGUGCGUCAGUUCAGCCUGCAGCCAGAGGAGGAGCGGGAGAGCACUGACGACGAGGCCAACCCUCUCGGUCGUGCCGGCAUCUGGACCAAAACACACACGAUAUGGUAUAAGCCGGUCAGAGAGGAUGAGGAUGGCUGCAAGGACUCCGUAGGAGGGAAAAGGGGGCGAGCACAAACGGCUCCCACUAAAACUUCACCGCGUAACGCUAAGAAACAGGACGAGCUGUGGCACGAUGGUGUGUGUCCAAGUGUCAGUAACCCGUUGGAGUCGUACCUCAUAUCUGAACCUCCAGAAGGUAUUACGUUUGACGACCCCUCGCUGGAGGUCAUUCUGCUGUUGAGGGUUCUGCACUCCAUCAGCAGAUACUGGUUCUACCUCUUCGAUAAUGCUGUGUGUAAGGAGAUCAUUCCCACUAGUGAGUUCAUCAACAGUAAACUGACAGCAAAAGCAAACAGACAGCUGCAGGAUCCACUUGUGAUCAUGACUGGAAACAUCCCACCCUGGCUCACUGAGCUGGGCAAGACCUGUCCGUUCUUUUUCCCAUUCGACACGAGGCAGAUGUUGUUCUACGUCACUGCGUUUGAUCGUGACCGCGCCAUGCAGCGUCUGCUCGACACCAACCCUGAAAUCAACCAGUCCGAUUCUCAGGACAGCCGAGUAGCACCACGCCUUGACAGGAAGAAGCGGACGAUAAACAGGGAUGAGCUGUUAAAGCAGGCAGAAUCUGUGAUGCAGGAUCUGGGCAGUUCCAGAGCCAUGCUGGAGAUUCAGUAUGAGAAUGAGGUGGGGACAGGACUUGGCCCGACACUGGAGUUCUACGCUCUUGUGUCUCAGGAGCUGCAGAGAGCUGAUCUGGGUUUAUGGCGAGGAGAAGAGGUCACCCUUGCCAACCCUAAAGGGAGCCAGGAGGGCACCAAGUACAUGUUCAGCUCUAGAGGCCUUUUUGCUGUGCCUUUUGGCCGCAGCACCAAGCCAGCUCACAUCGCCAAGAUCAAGAUGAAAUUCCGCUUUCUUGGAAAACUCAUGGCUAAAGCCAUCAUGGACUUCAGACUGCUGGAUCUGCCCCUGGGACUGCCCUUUUACAAGUGGAUGUUGAGAAAUGAGUCAUCAAUAAGCUCUCACGAUUUGGUGAACAUCGACCCCGGUGUGGCCAAAUCCAUCCAGCACCUGGAGGACAUCAUUAGGCAGAAGAAGAGACUAGAGCAGGACAAAUCCUAUACAAGGGAGAUGCUACAGCAGGCUCUGGAGAGUUUAAAUAUGAAUGGCUGUUCAGUGGAGGAUUUAGGGCUGGACUUCACAUUGCCAGGGUUCCCUAACAUCGAGUUGAAGAAGGGAGGCAAAGACAUCCCAGUCACCAUACACAAUCUGGAGGAGUACCUGAGGUUGGUGGUGUACUGGACUUUAAAUGAGGGCGUGUCCCGACAGUUCGAGUCAUUUAGGGAAGGGUUCGAGUCUGUUUUCCCCCUCCACCACCUACAGUACUUCUACCCUGAAGAGUUGGAUCAGUUGUUGUGUGGCAGCAAAUCAGAGACGUGGGACGUCAAAACUCUGAUGGAAUGCUGCAGACCGGACCACGGGUACACACAUGACAGCCGGGCAGUGCGAUUCCUCUUUGAGGUGUUGAGUAGUUUUGAUGCAGAGCAGCAGAGACUCUUCUUGCAGUUUGUGACCGGGAGUCCAAGACUGCCAGUAGGAGGUUUCCGGAGUUUGAAUCCUCCCCUGACAAUUGUGCGCAAGACGUUUGAGUCAACGGAGAACCCAGACGACUUCCUGCCGUCAGUGAUGACGUGUGUAAACUACCUGAAGCUUCCGGAUUAUUCCAGCAUCGAGAUCAUGAGGGAAAAACUGUUAAUGGCGGCACGGGAGGGCCAGCAGUCUUUUCACCUGUCCUGAUCUCACAUACUUACACAAACAUACACGCGCACACACACUUUAUAUAUAUAUAUAUAUAUAUAUAUAUAUAUAUAUAUAUAUAUAUAUAUAUAUAUAUAUAUAUAUAUAUAUAUAUAUAUAUAUAUAUAUAUAUAUAUACACACACAUACACGCAUACACAAAGCAAAAUGCCUUCUACCAACCUAAACACAUCGUCAUGACUUCCUCCCUCCUUUUGUUUUAGUUCUCCCUCUGUUUUUGUUAUUGGUACAGCUGCCUCAAAAAGCAGCUGCUUCUGGAAGGAAAAAAGAGACUUCUGAAGUUGUAUGUCUGCUACAGGGGAAAAUAAAAUAAAACUAAAUGUUACAAGACUUGGAAAUAAAAUGACUGCCUCUUCAGAGCAAAUCUUGGAGACAAAAUGGCUGCCUCUUCAGUGCAGAUCUCGGAUAUAAACUGGCCGUUUCUUCAGAGCAGAUCUAGGAAAUGAAAUGGCCUCCUGUUGAGCAGAUCUAAUCAGUAAUAUCAGUAGCCAAUUUGUGUGCAAGGAAAUCAAAUGUAAUAUUUAAAGAAAAUGGGGAUGUGUGUGUUUUACUGUCAUGGUGGUGAGUGAUGUCAUCACUGUGUUUCCAUCCAGCAGGCAGUGUGUGUGUGCAAGCGUGUGUGUUCUCUUACAGCUCCAAAGAUCAUUUGUACAGACCAACGUUUUGCUCAUUCUUCACAUUCUUUAUUGUGCGUUACAUCUUUCUUUUUCUCCCCCCUGUACGAAAGUUGCAGUUGGUUCAAUGCAGGUAGUGAUGAAAGUGUAGGAUCUAUAAUUGUAUUAUUAUUAUUAUUAUAAUUAUUGGUUUAUUUUUUUUUUCGUUUGUUUUUUUUUAAUCAUCAGAGUGAAGUGGACUUCUGGCCAACGUUUAAAAGCCGCAAGUGUCUACUCUGGAUAGAAGUUGGAUAGAGUAGACCCUUCUUUAUUUUCUCGCUCUUAUGUGGUUAGGUCAUAUGACUCGCAGGGUUAUAACUAAUCCUGCCAUGUAGCUGAGCGCUUAAAAAAAAACUUUAGAAAAUUGGCUGGUUUCAUUUUAGUGUUUCAUGGCCAGAUGACAUUUCCGGGAAAAAAAACAAAAAAACAUUUAUGGAAUAAAAUUUAUAUGCAGUUCUCACACCUGGUUUGAGGUGCGACUGUGCUUUUUUUAUUUUCUAUAUUUUUUCUCCUCUUGCUGUAGUUUAUUAUUCUGUUUUGUUUGCACUGCUGGCUUGGAUUGGAGCGUGGUGGUGUGGUGUGUGCGCUACAGUGUGUUGCCUGCCUUGAGGGUGGCGUGCUAGAGUUCACUCUCCUCACCCCCGAACCUUCAUCUGCUGGUUUCUAAGAUCUGCAAUAAUUUACUGCAUCAGGUUCUUGUUUUUACCUGGACACAUAAAUAAAGCAACUGUUUGACUCA